This is a messenger RNA of Delphinapterus leucas (beluga whale), 1263 nucleotides long. RefSeq names its product ribosomal RNA processing 15 homolog (gene RRP15). The record is from RefSeq and is a predicted model, not a curated record. Gene Ontology annotation, cellular component: preribosome, large subunit precursor. Gene Ontology annotation, biological process: maturation of LSU-rRNA; maturation of 5.8S rRNA. Lineage: Eukaryota; Metazoa; Chordata; Mammalia; Artiodactyla; Monodontidae.
CAUGGAACGCUUCCGGUUAGGAAUCAUGGCCGCGGCCGUUCGAGAGUCACGUGUGAGUGCGGGGAAAAAGCUGAAAAAUUCACUAAAGAAGAAGGGGAAGAUGAAAAUGAUAUCCCCGGCUGCAGCAUCGGAGCUGGAAGAUAAGGACAAAGAUGCUACCGAUAAUGAAGGUUCUGUAGGAAGCUGUGGAUCGGAAGAGGAUCACUUUUCCUCUGGUGAAGAAGCAGUAGAAGCUGACAAUGAGGAUGAAGCUGAGCCCUGUGACGAUGGCAGUGAAAAUGCUGUAGAAGCUAGUGUUGGAACUAAUGUGGGCUGGGCAGAUGCCAUGGCUAAAAUCCUUAACAAGAAGACUCCUAAAAGUAAACCCACCAUUCUGGUCAAAAACAAGGAGCUGGAAAAGGAAAAAGAGAAGUUAAAGCAAGAGAGACUAGAGAAAAGAAAACAGCUUGAUAAGAAGCGGGAAUGGGAAAUGAUGUGCAGAGUAAAGCCAGAUGUUGUCAAAGACAAAGAAACAGAGAGAAAUCUUCAGAGAAUUGCAACGAGGGGUGUGGUGCAAUUAUUUAAUGCUGUUCAAAAGCAUCAGAAGAACGUUGAUGAAAAAGUUAAAGAAGCUGGAGGCUCUAUUAGAAAGCGUGCUAAGCUGAUAUCAACUGUUUCCAAGAAAGAUUUCAUCAGUGUUCUCAGAGGGAUGGAUGGAAGCACAAAUGAGAAAAGUUUGACUGGGAAGAACUCGAAAGCCAAACAGACUGAAGCAAAAUCAGAAGAGGGCCCAGGAUGGGCUAUCCUACGUGAUAAUUUCAUGAUGGGAGCAUCCAUGAAAGACUGGGACAAAGGAAGUGAUGGAGCAGAUGACAACAGACCGGGGUCUGGAAGUGACUCUGACACAUAAAGCUAUAUAAGAAACACAGUUUCCAUUUUAUUUUUCCUAGAAAAAUACUCGUGCUCUGAAAGUUGGGAAAUUAUAAAGAUACCAUUUGUAAGAGAGCCAAAAGACUUUCACUAUUAUCAACUUUGGUGUUUCUCUUUUUCAUGUAAACUUGGUUAAAAUGAUAUUUCAGACCUUGUAUAAUUUUAAGCAUUGUUCUUUAGAACGUUUGUAGAAAUAUUUCUACUUGAGAUAUGCAUUUUGCCAAGUUCAUUAUAGGCUUACCUGUUGCUUUUGGAUAUUGGUGUUUUAUUUAAGUAUCACCAAGGGUUGUAGAAAUGCAAUAUCAAUUCAUAAUUAAAAUGAACUCCUUGAAGUUAAUAUUUUUCAGCCUCUAA